Brassicogethes aeneus is the source of this 1632-nucleotide messenger RNA. Lineage: Eukaryota; Metazoa; Arthropoda; Insecta; Coleoptera; Nitidulidae. The record is from the annotation of a GenBank genome assembly.
UACAAUAAACAUAUGUUUAGAGAAAUUCAUCAACAAAUAGUUAACAAUGGAUGAACAUGACAUUCCUAUUGAUAUUAACACGACAAAAUUACUGGACUGGCUUACAUCCAGGCGACAUGUGAACAAAGAUUGGCAGGUUAACAUUUUAAAAGUAAGAGAAAAAAUAAACAGUGCCAUACAAGAUAUGCCAGCUCAUGAAGGCAUUAUAAAGUUACUUUCCGGACAACACAUUAACUACUUUCAUUGCCUGAAAAUCGUGGAUAUCCUCAAGGAAACUGAAGCGGAUACUAAAAACUUAUUUGGUAGAUAUGGUUCUCAGCGGAUGAAAGAUUGGCAGGAUAUUAUUUCUAGUUACCAAAAGGAUAAUCUAUAUUUGGCUGAGGCAGCACAGAUGUUGAUCAGAAAUGUAAGUUACGAGAUUCCUGGUUUGAAGAAACAAGUUGCCAAAAUUGAGCAGUCGCAAUUGGAGUGUGAGAAAAAACUUAAGGAUUAUGGAAAAGUUGAAACAACCGCCUUAAAAGAAUUUAAUGUGGCUUGUGAGCAGUUGGGGAUACCUGGAGAUGAGAUUAAGAUGGAAUUAUUGGGGUUAUUGAAGGAGUUACCAAAAAUAUACAAGGAUACUUCAGAGAGGAUUAAAAUUGUACAAUCUGCUAUUGAGUUGUACACUGAGUUUUCCAAGUUUUUGUCUGGGAAAGAUAGAGAUGUGGAGAUGUUGUCAGCACUUAAAUACCUUGUUGAAAAAGGUAAUACAACUACCUAUGAGUAUACAUAUGGUGAAAAACCUGUAAAAAUUGAAGAGGAAGAAUUAAUUAUCAAAGACAAGGCACCAGAAAAGGAAAAUAAGAAUGUAAUUGAUUUUGGUGAUAUUGACUUUGGUGACAAUGGAAAUGAAAUUGACUUUGGUGAUAUUGACACUAACACAAUUGAUUUUGGUACCACUGAGGCAGACAUUGAUUGGGGAACUCUCAAUAAUGAUGAAGGAUUUGAAAUGGUAAACCACCUUGAUGUUGAUAUUAAUCUGGAAGAAUCUGGAAUUGUGGUGGAAAAAUCUGGAUUAGAUGGUGGGAUUGCCAGAGGAGAUGAAGCCUUGACUAUCCUGGAUAACCCAAAAACAAGGGAACAAAUAAUAAACAACCUGAUGGAAAUUUUGGCUUUCCUAAAAAUCAGACUCUAUGAAAUGGCGAGUGACUCAGAUUUAUUGCAGGAUGCCCCAGCUGUCCUUCAAAUGCAAACAAUUGAAAGUAUUACAUCCCUAAUUGAUUGUGUAAAUGUGGCUUUGGAUCAGCUAACAAAUAAAAGAAUACAGCAUUUACACAACAUAAAACAUUCCUCCAAAUAUGUGGACAUUCUUACAGCAAGUCUAAAGCAAAAGUUAUCCAUUGUAGAUAGAAUGAAGGUAAAUAAAAAACUCGUCGAGAAAAAAAUCGUUGGGUUACAAGAAGAAAAAAGCAAUCUACAGCCUGUUAUCAAGGUUUUAAUUGAGAAAACUAAGGAAUUGCAAAAGGAUGUUCAAGAAGAUAUCUCAAAAAAAUACAAAGGCAGGGUUGUUAAUAUUAUUGGUGGUGUCAAUUUAUUAUAAUUUUUAUUGUUAUUUGAAUUUGUAUAAAUUUUAUUGUAUUUAAUGUAUUAAAG